AUGCAUUCAUUUACUUGUGGACUUGAAGAAAUGAAACGAGCAGUUUCUUUAGGGUUAUAUCUUGGAGUAAAUGGUUGUUCUUUAAAAACGCAAGAAAAUCUUGAUGUUGUAAAACAAGUUCCUGAAGAUCGAUUAAUGAUAGAAACAGACGCUCCGUGGUGUGAUAUACGUUCUACUCAUGCAUCAUAUUCACAUUUAAUUAAAAAUCUUGAAAAAUCGUCGAUACCAACUUCUUACAAAAAAGAAAGAUUUCAAGAGGGAUAUAUGGUUAAAGGAAGAAACGAACCAUGUUCUAUAGUACAAGUAUUGCAUGUAUUGGCUUCAAUCCGUAAUGCCGAUCCUGAACUAUUAGCUGAAAAAAUAUACGAAAACACCACAAGGGUAUUUUUUAGCAAUAAGUGA
Molecule: messenger RNA, 402 nt
Organism: Entrophospora candida
Lineage: Eukaryota; Fungi; Glomeromycota; Glomeromycetes; Entrophosporales; Entrophosporaceae
Source: the annotation of a GenBank genome assembly